UGUAAAAUCUUCCAAAUUAAUUAGGCUGAAUAUAACUAGAAUCAGGAGGCUUGGGUUUCUUUCUUUUCUUUCUUCUUGAGGACUUUUGUUUCUUUCACCAAUUUAACCAUAUUAACCAGCGGAAUGAAGGAGUAUAGGCUUAUGAGAGAAUCUUAAACAAAUUAAUUCCCUGCUGUCCCUGAAGGCAUCAUGGGCUCACCCAUAAACACUUUCGGUGGCAGUGAUUGGUCAAAGUUAAGUCGUGUCACCGUGUUACGUCUACAUACUCUCUCGUACAACUUGACAACUCAUAACAUUGCGCGCACCGUGGCGAGCUUUACCUGGCUGAACUCUGUCCGCGUGGAGUCUCACCUGCUUUUUUUUUUUUUUUUUUUUUUUUUUUUUUCUCUUUUUUUUCUAUUUUUCUAGGGGAGACCUGGAGGCGAUAUGGCCUUUCAGGAGACUUUUAAGGACUUAGGAUGCAGUUCGUCCGAGGAGGACAGUAGCCGACCAGACUUGCCGGAGCCAGAGAGGCCGGUUAAGGAGAAGACAUCUUCGGAGGUGCGCCGGCAUCACCCGUUCAGCGUCGAGGCGCUCAUGUCCGGGAGGAAGACGGACACCAGAGAGUCCACCGGCUGCAAACCAAGGGGAAGUUCAGUAGUGGUUUCACCCUCAGGUGUAAAUUCUUUAUAUCUGUGCCGGGAGACGCGCAGUCCUCCAGGGAAGAGUUUUACAGCAGCGCCGUCGUCGCCGGUAAAAUCUGAGACCUCGGAGUCAGAGGACUGCGCACUCUGGACUACAGCCAGCGCCUUUUCCUCACAACCUAGUCAUGUCAGUCCUGCCUGUCAGCUGAGGAAACACAAGACCAACCGAAAGCCUCGCACCCCCUUCACCACGUCUCAGCUCCUGGCUCUGGAGCGGAAGUUUAGACAGAAGCAGUACCUCUCCAUCGCAGAACGUGCUGAGUUCUCCUCCUCCCUGACUCUGACAGAGACCCAGGUGAAGAUCUGGUUCCAGAAUCGCCGGGCAAAAGCUAAGAGGCUCCAGGAGGCCGAGAUGGAGAAACUCAAGAUGGCAGCUGACGCCAAGACAGCAGCAGUGGCGGCCACAGCUGCUGGAGCGUUACACUCUGGCUUUACGUUACCACUGUCAAUGGGCACCAUAUCUGUGUAUGGACAGUCGUACUCUGCCUACCACCACCACAGACCCAUACUGCCUAUAUCCCCCUUAGGACUAUACGCUUCUCCUUUGGGCUACAGCAUGUACCACUUAUCUUAAAAAUGAAAAUAUUUUAAUAUGGUUCAAAGCAUUUCUAAAUAAAUGGACGUUCAGGAUGUGAGUUUGACAUUUUUGAAAACCUAUGUGUAUAAUAUAUGUCUUCUGCACAAGAAGUGCAAUGUUUGGAGCACUUCAAAUCAAAUUAAAUAUCUAUUUUGUUUCCCACAGCGAGGAUAAAAACAACUUCCUCCUAUACCCCAUCGGACUGCCUGUUUACAUGACUUGCCUGUAUGAGGAGGGGUGUUACUGUCCAGCUGUUUAUACUCUUCACUUGUUUACAUCUGUAAUAAUUGAGCAGGGCGUGGACUUAGACCGAACACCAAAACACAGACUACAACUGUUCUGUUAAGCCUUGCCACUCAUUAGAAACAGCCUUUUAUCAAAAGGCCUUGAUAGCAGGACGCUUGUGUGGAUGAAUGGAUUUUUUCAACUACUCAGGCCAGAUAAAACAUAUCACUGAAGUGUUCUUUUCAUUUCCAAAAGUGAUUGCCUUUAAAUAAAUAAAAAAAGUUUCAGGUUUGUACUCAAGAUACCCAAUGUUUAACUAAUUAUUCAUGAAAGAAAAAAAAAAAAUCUUUACAUCCCUAUAGUCAAAACUUUGUUAAUGUUUUAUCUCUUGUAGCAAUAAUGGAUUUUCCUAAUUUCUUCAUGACACAUUUAUAGCACAUAGAUAUAUUUAUUCCUAAUGAAAUACAAUGCUGGAAAUGUAAGAAUACCUUACUGUAUGUUGUGUAUUUAUGAUAAGAAUAUGGUACCAAAUCGCUGACCAAAAUGUAUAUUUAUAUUGUUUCUCUUCUUGCACAUCCCUUUGAAAGGGGCUACAUUGUGCUAUGCAGUUUAUAUUGUUUUAUCUGUUUUAUUAUCUGAAAUUAAAGCUGUUCAGAUUGU
Messenger RNA from Melanotaenia boesemani (Boeseman's rainbowfish), 2145 nucleotides. RefSeq names its product muscle segment homeobox 2b (gene msx2b). The transcript is spliced from 2 exons. The coding region runs from base 427 to 1257 and encodes 276 amino acids. Gene Ontology annotation, cellular component: nucleus. Lineage: Eukaryota; Metazoa; Chordata; Actinopteri; Atheriniformes; Melanotaeniidae. The record is from RefSeq and is a predicted model, not a curated record. Gene Ontology annotation, molecular function: DNA-binding transcription factor activity, RNA polymerase II-specific; RNA polymerase II transcription regulatory region sequence-specific DNA binding. Gene Ontology annotation, biological process: regulation of transcription by RNA polymerase II; embryonic morphogenesis.